Molecule: messenger RNA, 829 nt
Organism: Labeo rohita (rohu)
Lineage: Eukaryota; Metazoa; Chordata; Actinopteri; Cypriniformes; Cyprinidae
Exons: 4
Coding region: 38-829 (263 amino acids)
Source: RefSeq, a predicted model, not a curated record
UGUUGAUGUUGACUUCAUUGAGGUAACACCGAUCUUAAUGGAAGAUGAUGGCUUACAAUUUCAGCUUCCAAAGCAUCAUCGCUGUGCAUGUCAUCUAUUAAACCUUGUUGCCACAGUUGAUGCAGCCAAGGCCAAUUCCAAUGACUCCUAUAAAAGACUGUCACGAUCAGCUUUUGCGAAAUGCAGUGGCUUAUGGAACAAGACAUCUCGAUCCUCCACUGCUUCAGACAUCAUAGAGGAAACAUGCAAAAUACAACUGAUCCGGCCAAACGACACACGAUGGAACUCAUUAUUUCUCUCUGUUGAAAGAAUCGUGAGAAUAAUCAAAGAUGAAGGAGAAGGGGCCCUGAGAACUGUAUGCACUGCACUAAAGUUGCCAAUGUUGAGUUCAGUUGAAAUUUCCUUUCUGGAGGAAUUUGCCAGAACCAUGGGUCCUCUCGCCAAAGCCCUCAACAUUCUUCAAGAUGAGACAGAUGUUCAGAUGGGAUGGCUUCUGCCAACUCUGACGCUCCUCAUCAAUAAGCUUGAACGAAUCCACAUAAAUUCCAGGUACUGCAAACCUUUGGUGGAUGCAGUCCUAGAGGGACUACAAAAGCGCUUUAAAGACAUGAUGGCAGAACCAGAGUUUAUUGCUGCUGCCAUCCUGCUCCCAAAAUUUAAAACAGCGUGGACAUCUGAUGAGAACCUAUUAAACCUAGGACUUGCCUACAUCAAGGACCAUCUGGAGGAAGAACGUCCACAUCAGUCACCAGGCAAUGGAUCAAGUGCUUCAGAUGACGAUGACUUCUUUUCAAGCAUGAAAAAAAACUCAUGGGCAGGAAAGUGUUAA